This is a messenger RNA of Aspergillus steynii IBT 23096, 926 nucleotides long. RefSeq lists its product as uncharacterized. The coding region runs from base 148 to 687 and encodes 179 amino acids. Lineage: Eukaryota; Fungi; Ascomycota; Eurotiomycetes; Eurotiales; Aspergillaceae. The transcript has a single exon. The record is from RefSeq and is a predicted model, not a curated record.
CUCUAUCCUCUAUAUCCUAGUGUUGACCUGCGGGGGAGGACGGUGCCACUGCAUCGAUUAUCGGUCGUUAUUCCGCUAUUGCGUCCACCUCUCAUUGAAACCGCCAGACCUGAGUCCUUAUCCAUCCCACAAGAGAAAAGAAGCAAAAUGAGUUCCCCCGACCUAUCACCCGUCGGAGUCAAAUGGCCCCGCAAGAAUGAAAAACGCUCCGUCUCGUCCUCCACCACCAUCGCUGUUGUCCCGGAGUCGGAUGCCCUCCCUGCUCCUGCGACUGCCCACACGACACAGAAUGAUCCAGCGGAUUUCGACCCCAGCGUCGGUGCAAAGCCUUACUCGCCGUUCUAUCGACAUGCGACGCCGUCGAUCAGCUUGGUUAAAUUGAAAGCCAACGCGAAAGCCCCUCCGUCGCCCGGCGCCGACAGUCUCUACGACCUGGAAGAUCAAGCGGGAAACACGACGCAAGAAGCGAUGGGGCAGGACGGAAGCCAUCGGGAGUCGAAGCUUUGGGCACAGAAGAAGCGACGAUGCGGGUGCAUGAAGUCGCUAUCGAAGAAACAACGGCUGGUUUUGAAGGCCGUCAUUGCCAUCGGGACACUAGGGAGUAUGAUGGCCAUCGCGCUGGGGAUAACAGCCGCCGUGGGCGGAGGCGUAUGGCGAUCGGAUCACCAACACCGAGUUCUUGGAUAGGAGAGUUCCUGACGGGCGCAUGCGAUUCAUCCCCGGGGUUGCGGCCUUUGCUGGCAUGAAUGAGGGCCGGAGAGCUGCUGUUGGACAAACGGACGCAGGGGGAUACUGUUAGGCAGAACUCCGAUGUAAAUGUACUCGCUACGAGGGACUGUACAGAAGCGGGACGGGAUGGAAGCAUGUAUGCAGUCAGUGAGCGCGGUCGAAGAAAGACGAAUGAAGUUAUUCUUAGCUGCCAACGA